UGCGACCAGACGCGGUGGCCGUUACAUGGGGGAAUUCCAGGCCAGACAAGCCGUGGAUAUCUCGACACGUGGGGAUCAUCACACGGAUCUAGGCCAUGUCAACGAGCACUUCGUCCAUCGAGGGUGCUGUGGAGGUUGUGGCGGUCGCGAGUGGUAUCGGAAAAGAUGAAGCUCGCCCAGGUACCCACAGCUUUGUCGUGUCGGGGACCACAUUUCAAGUCGACACCAAGUACAAGUUCAUCAAGCCGAUUGGUCAUGGAGCGUACGGAGUUGUCAUAUCAGCGCAAAACACCGAAACUGGAGACAAAGUUGCCAUCAAGAAGGUGUCCAAGGCGUUCGAGGACCUGAUUGAUGCGAAGCGCAUCUUGCGAGAAAUCAAGCUCCUCCAGCACUUCGACCACGAAAACAUCAUCACGAUAGUCGACCUGUUGCCGCCGACGUCGCUGGCGCACUUUGAAGAUGUGUACAUCAUCUCGGAUCUCAUGGAAACCGACUUGCAUCGCAUCAUCUACUCUCGGCAGCCGCUUAGCGACGACCACAUCCAAUACUUUCUCUACCAAAUUUUGCGUGCGCUCAAGUAUAUCCACUCGUCCAACGUGCUGCACCGCGACUUGAAGCCGUCCAACUUGCUCCUCAACUCGAACUGCGACCUCAAAGUAUGCGACUUUGGGCUGGCGCGUGGCGUCGAGCCUGACGAAGACAACAUGGAAUUGACCGAGUACGUCGUCACGAGAUGGUACCGAGCGCCCGAGAUCAUGCUGUCUACAAAGGAAUACACGAAAGCAAUCGACAUUUGGUCCACGGGAUGCAUCUUUGCCGAACUGCUCGGGCGCAAGCCCAUGUUCCCCGGCGACGACUACAUCCACCAGCUGCAAAUCAUUUGCGACAAGUUGGGGACCCCCAGCGAGGCCGAAUUGCACUUUGUCACUAGCGAAAAGGCUCGCCGAUUCAUGAAGAGCCAGCCAAACAAGCCCAAGAUCCCGCUCGAUCGCUUGUUUCCCAAUGUCAAGCCCACGGCGCUCGACUUGCUCGACAAAAUGCUCGUGUUUGACCCAUCCCAGCGCAUUUCAGUCGAAGAGGCGUUGCAGCAUCCGUACUUGGAAUCGCUCCACAACUGCGAGGACGAGCCCAAGGCGACCAAGCACUUUAGCUUUGAGUUCGAGAAAGAAAACUUAACCAAGCGACGCCUCCAAGAGCUUAUUGCCGAGGAAGUGUGCCAUUUCCAUCCUGAAUGGCGCGACCAGCGCAACUUGCCGCCGUCAGACGCAAAGCUGUCCGCCAGUCGAAGCACGGACGCCACAAUCGACGGAUCGAAAGGCCACGACGACUGAGGAGCGCGGUGUUCGGCGUCGGACGACCGUGCGUUCGUUGGGGGUUGAUUCAAGUCAUCACUCUGCGCACUCAAUUAAGUCGAACACAAUCUAUUUCGUAUAGUAGUUUGUCCAAGGGCCACUGCCUUUCGCAUAAAAGUCCAUCG
Molecule: messenger RNA, 1477 nt
Organism: Aphanomyces invadans
Lineage: Eukaryota; Oomycota; Saprolegniomycetes; Saprolegniales; Verrucalvaceae
Product: CMGC/MAPK protein kinase
Exons: 12
Coding region: 96-1331 (411 amino acids)
Biological process (GO): protein phosphorylation; intracellular signal transduction
Cellular component (GO): nucleus; cytoplasm
Molecular function (GO): MAP kinase activity; ATP binding
Source: RefSeq, a predicted model, not a curated record